Molecule: messenger RNA, 1376 nt
Organism: Polypterus senegalus (gray bichir)
Lineage: Eukaryota; Metazoa; Chordata; Cladistia; Polypteriformes; Polypteridae
Product: complement component receptor 1-like protein
Exons: 7
Coding region: 56-937 (293 amino acids)
Source: RefSeq, a predicted model, not a curated record
AUUGGAGUUUACUCUUCGUCUUCAAACGAGGACUGCAACUUGUAACAGGAGGAAGAUGUUUCAACAGAUGUCAGUGAUCUGUACUCUACUGGGGGCCGCUAUCUGUGGCUCUAUGGCGGCUGCUGGUAGAAUUAAAGAGAUAGACUGUGGUUCUGUUGGGGAAUUAAUAAAUGGAUAUUUUGAAAUACCAGUGGGAACCACUUUUGGAAAUGUUGUAUAUGCAGUUUGCAACGAAGGGUAUAAUCUCAUCGGCAGUGUAACCAGGGAGUGUCAAGCUAAUGGAAAGUGGAGUGAUGCUGAACCCUACUGUGAAGUUGUGAAAUGUGAAGAUCCCCCUGAAAUCCCUGAUGGAGAAAUUGUCAACCCCAGUGAUGGAACAGUGACGUUCAGCUCAGUUGUAAUCUACAAGUGUAAAAAGGGCCAUCUGAUUGGUCAUCGAACGAUGUACUGCACAGUGCAUGGAAAUUACAGCAAUCCUCCUCCCCAGUGUAAAGAAAUCCACUGUCCUUUGGUCCCUGUGGAAAAUGGCAGGAUUACAGCAGGAUUUGGAUCACCUGUCUAUAGGAGCAUUGUCACUUUUGCCUGUAAUCAUGGCUACAUGCUGGAAGGGAGUGACACCAUCAUGUGCCAACAAAACGGGCAAUGGUCUUCCAAACCACCUACCUGCAGUAAAAUGAAUAUUUGCAGACUUCCAAAUAUUGAAAAUGGGUGGGUGACAAAUGUUAAUCCUCCUUACACAUAUGAUGACUCUAUUGAAUUUGCUUGCAAAGAUGGAUAUCUUCUUAAAGGAGCAAAAAGAGUAUCUUGUAAAAAAUACGACACAUGGAACCCUUUACCUCCAAAAUGUGAACAAGAUCCCUGCCUAUCUGACAGCAUCUUCAAAGGAUUCAAAUGUGCUGUAAAAGAAUUUGUUGAAUGGUUUGAUGACUUUUUUUGAAAUCUGACGUUAGAAUGAUGACCUCAAUGGGUUAGUUUAACACGCUAACCUGAACUGAUGUGCCUACCAGACUUAACAACAUUUUAUAUGCAGUACUGGAAUAUCUUAUGUUCCUCAUCCUAGCACUAACUUUAUGUGAAGAUUGAUCCUGGAUUGACCAUCACUGUCAGUAGCUUUCAGUUAACACAAGCCCAUUUCCUUGCAUAUUUUCCUUUGAAUCUUUCAUUGUCCUCCCACCCUGAAUUGUGACCAACUGGAGUGAUUUUUUGUACUAGCCUGAUCUUAGACUGCUGUUUCUUCAUCUUGGUCUUGAGGACCAGCUGUUUUUGCUGCCCCCAGAAUUUCUAAAAUAAACACAAGUUCCAGUCUUUAGUCAAACUCUUUGCUUAACCAAACGUAUUUAUUCAUUUUUAUUAAUUAAAUCUGCCAUUCACAAGAA